Molecule: messenger RNA, 1756 nt
Organism: Rhincodon typus (whale shark)
Lineage: Eukaryota; Metazoa; Chordata; Chondrichthyes; Orectolobiformes; Rhincodontidae
Product: cytochrome P450 3A5-like
Exons: 12
Coding region: 1-1434 (477 amino acids)
Molecular function (GO): iron ion binding; steroid hydroxylase activity; heme binding
Source: RefSeq, a predicted model, not a curated record
AUGUCUUCAACUCUCAGUGGAGAAGGAGAAUCCACUGGUUCUGGAGCAGUUGGAAAGGCUGUCGAGGAACUGGGCACCUUUUGUCCCCGCACCGAUCUUCAUAUUGUAGAUAUGGAAUGUUACAACACCUUUGGCAAUAUCUGGGGGUUGUACCUGGGCCGACAAGCAUAUCUACUACUCACGGACACCGAGAUAAUCCGCAAGGUGUUUGUUGAAGAUCAUUGCAAAAUCUUUGCCAACACUAAAACUCACCGAUCUCCGUACCCAUUCAGUGAGAGUUUCUUUCAACCAGAUGAUGAUGACUGGAGGAGAAUUCACCACAUCCUGGAACCAGCCUUCAGUUCCACUCAGUUGAGGCAGAUGCUCCCACCCAUGGUCACAAAGGCUGAUGAUCUUGUGCAACACUUUGGAAUUUGCUUUAGGGAUGGAAAGCCUGUCAUUGUGAGAGAAUUAUUUGCCCAGUACGCUCGGUACGUCCUGACGAUGUCACUCUUCAAUUUGGAUAUUUGCAGGAAUGACAGAAGCCACACCUUCAUCUAUUACUGGGAUCUCCUGCUGCAGGCCCACUGCAGAUAUUCCACCAUCUCUGUGACAUUGAUGUUUCCGGUCUUAAUGCCUCUCCUUCGGAAGAUUAAGUUCCAUUUAUUUUGGAAGGAAGCCAUUGGUUACUUCACAAGUUUGGUCCGUCAAGCCCGAGCGAGGAGGGAAGAUUUCAAGGAAGCACAAAAAUGUGGCAGUUUUCUUCAGUACCUGUUAGACCAUGAGGAAACCAAGAUGGACAAAGGAAAGAAAUCACGACCGACCUCUGCGACGUUGACUGAAGAAGAAGUUGUGGCCCAGACCUUAGGCUUUCUCCUCCGUGCCUACCAGGCGACAACCCACACACUGGAGUUUGCAGCGUAUUUGUUGGCCAAGCACCCCAGCAUCCAACACCAACUUCAGCAGGAGAUCCGCACGGCCAUCAAACAACAGGGUGUCACUUACGAAAGCAUCGCAGGAAUGGAAUACCUCGACAUGGUCGUCAUGGAAACACUGCGGUUGUUCCCUCCUCUGGUUUGGCUGCAGAGAACCUGUCCAAAGCCAGUGGAGGUAUGCGAUCUGAGAAUUUCCAGAGGAAUCCAGGUCACAGUACCUGUCUGGGUGAUGCAUCACAGCAGGGAAUUUUGGAACCAUCCAUGCAGAUUUGACCCACUGAGGUUCACAAGAGAAGAGCGAGAUCUUCGUGACCCCCUGUGCUACUUACCCUUUGGCCUUGGCCCAUUCAGGGGCAUCGGGAGUGAGUUCAGCAUCAUGAUGAUGAAAGUGGCCUUAGCUUCAAUUCUCGAGCGUUAUCGAUUUACCUGGUGUUCACAAACCCUGAUGUACCUUGACAUUGAGACACUGGGUGUGACCAGGUCAAAAAUACCCAUCACCCUGCAGAUAGACCUGUUGUAGUUCAAAGGAAAAGAAUCAUGUUGAGAUGUUUGUCGGCAUUAAUAUUCGAGUGAUGCUCAUGUUGGAGACCUUGAGAGGACGUUUCAGAGAAAUUGUCACUCAAAGAAUUUCUCCAGUGAUGUGAGAUGGCAGUGAUUAUAUAUCUGCCCAUUUACAAGACUGACUGAGAGGUGUUAUACAGGAAGAAACUUAAAGCCUUUCCCAAGUGCAUGUUUCACUGUUUAGAACUAAAGUGUAGCAGCCCACAUCCCACCCCCAUUCUCCCUGUGUAUCUGUUGUAUAUUUCUGACUAGAAUCUUCUAUAUGACACUCACUCAAAUCA